UGUGCAUCUCUUUUUAUUGAUCUGUCAAAAGCUUUUGACACUGUGGACCGUGCUGUCUUAAAGUACAGACUUUUAUGUUUGGGAAUGUCAGAUCAAGUGGUUUCCUGGUUUUCAAAUUAUUUAAGUGACAGGACUCAGUGUAUUAAAUAUGAUAGUUCGUGUUCUGAUUUUAUGAGUGUCAACAAGGGGGUGCCACAGGGUUCAAUCUUGGGUCCCCUCCUGUUCAUUAUGUACAUUAAUGACUUGGGWCARAAUGUGCCAGAUGCUAAUAUGCAUUUUUAUGCCGAUGACACAAUUAUUUACUGUUUUGGAUUGACUGUUGCUAAAGCUAUAGAAUCUCUGCAGAGAGCUUUUGAUGUUGUCCAGCACACAUUCAUGCAACUAAAGUUGAUACUCAAUGCUGAUAAGACUAAAUUAAUGCUAUUUGCAAACACCAAAAGGGUGCCUCUGAC
Molecule: messenger RNA, 452 nt
Organism: Austrofundulus limnaeus
Lineage: Eukaryota; Metazoa; Chordata; Actinopteri; Cyprinodontiformes; Rivulidae
Product: RNA-directed DNA polymerase from mobile element jockey
Source: RefSeq, a predicted model, not a curated record